This is a messenger RNA of Candidozyma haemuli, 2151 nucleotides long. RefSeq lists its product as uncharacterized. The transcript has 2 exons. NCBI's taxonomy places the organism in Eukaryota, Fungi, Ascomycota, Pichiomycetes, Serinales, Metschnikowiaceae. Gene Ontology annotation, molecular function: protein binding. Gene Ontology annotation, biological process: autophagy; response to starvation. Bases 1 to 2151 code for a protein of 716 amino acids. Gene Ontology annotation, cellular component: cytoplasm. The record is from RefSeq and is a predicted model, not a curated record.
AUGACGCUGUUGGCGAAAGUGUAUGUUGUUGAUUUGGCCGCACCAACUAACCCUAAGCGUGGACACCGUCUCGGGACGUUCCUGGCCACGUGGAACAAGAUCAAGGCGGCGACGUUUGAAUCUUCGGAAAGUGCCGAAAAUGGCGCUUCCGCUGACUCUGCCAAGGGCAAAACGCCUGACCAGAAUGGGUCUCUGGCUACGAAUGACGCCAAUGGGCUGUCAGAGAAGAGUGAAACCAAAAAGCCUUCAAAGAUAGUCGAGUUUGGACCUCGGGGCGAAAUGUGUGUUUAUUACCCGGACCAGGGCCUCUUGGAGCUCUGGGAUUGGGUAUCCCCAGAGGGACUGACGUACCGUGGCGACUCGCUCAAUUUGGUGAGAUCUCUUCAAUUGGAUGGGCGUAAAUAUAAUGCAUUGAAGGUGGGAGAGUUCUUUGGCCAAUCUGUCAUUGUCUCGACUUGCCUGAAGUAUCUAUUUUUGCACCAUCAGGUUGGUAAGGAAUGCUCACGCCGCUAUAUUGAGCUUCCAGCGUGUUUCGAGGGCCCCUACUCCAUUAAGCUAUCGCUGAAAUUCAUCACUGUCGCCUCUUCGAAAGGUUACGUUGCCUUGUUUAAAGUCGCCCCAGAUUUAAAGUUUGCCACUUUCCAGCUGCAUAGUCUCCACCAGAAUAUCACUAGACCAAUCGCUUCCAGAGAUGGCAUCACUAUCGAAGAAGAAUUCGUGGUUUUGAAAACUUCUGUCUGUGACAAAACACCUAUUUAUGAUAUUCAGGGCUCUUGGCUCGCCUACUGUCCCACCAAGUGUGAGAUGGACCACCAGAAACACCUACUCCAUUCCAACAGCAACUCAACGAAGAAGAAAAAUUCCCAUCAGAAGUGUCUGUUCACGGAAUUGAAGCUCCCACCUCUGGGUCCUCUCCUCAUGCGUGUCGUUUCCUCCAUAUCAGGCUCGGCCUUGGAUAAGCUUUAUGCCCUUUCGGAGUCUGGCUCAAAGACGUUCCGUGAAUACUGGCUGAAGCCUAAGGGAUCAAAGGGUAACUUCAUGGACAAGGAUGUCUCCUUGCAUUCUAUUAGCACAAACAUUAGCCAGGCGCUCUAUUCUACCGCUAAUAAGAUCAAGAAUCUGGCUCUCGACUCUGGCGAACAUAAAUACAUCCGCAUCAUCAACCUUGACAGCAGCCAAAUUAUUGCCACUUUCAAACCACCCGCUGGCGUUUCCAACCUUUCGCUUAGUCCUUACGACCUCCAACUCGUCCAAGCAAGUCAUAAAGGUGACAACUUCUAUCUCUGGGACUUAUACAGAUUACCAAACGAAGCAUCUCUCGUGGGUAAGUUUAGUCGUGGAAAUACUAGUGCCACUGUCAGGGAAAUCUUUUGGUUUGUCAACACUGAAGAACAGGGCUCCGCUAAUGGAACGAAUUCUGGCUUCGGUUGCAUUUCUAAGAAGAAGGGUUCGCUUCACUGGUACAAUAUCAACUAUUUAUCUUGUGGCAAUGACGCCAAUAACUACCCUAAUAAACUUGGCGGCCUGCUGGGAAGAAAAGGCUUGUCAAACGAUCAAUUCCUAGAUUCGUGGGUGUUGCCGUCUAUUGGAGCUGUCAGUUUCGUCAAGUUGCCCAAGGUUUCCAAUCUACCAUCUAGUUCAGACGACACUACAAACGACGAUAAGAAACUAUUGAAAAUGGAUCAACUAGCAUUCAUCGAUAAGCGAGACCAUAUAAGGCUUGUUUCACCUUUAAACGGAAAGCAUACCUUCAAGUAUGUUCUUCCCAAAGAGGGGGGACCUCCUACUUUCAGCUCAUCCAGCAAGGAGGGUACAAAUUAUCUUCUGUACCUUCUUCCAUUGCCUCGCGCCUCUCAAGUGAUCCUGGAGGAUAAUGAUUCAGAGACGCCCUUGGCGCAGACAGAGAUCGAAACUUGCAACCAGUACUUGAGUAUCAUCAAUGAUAAGCGGUUUGAGCUUGCAACCUACGAAUUGGAUGAAGAGGCUGAUGUCUUUGACUACUUAGCGGACUUUGGGCUGGAUAUCCCCACCAAACGAGUUGAUUUCAGGGGCAAUGUCGACGAACAGCUGCCACUCGUUAGCGGUGAGUUGCUGCCUGAUCUCGACAACGGUUUGGUGAUCAACCCAGAAACUUCCGCCGAGGAAUCAUAG